GACGGACCCCUGGUGCUCAGAGCAGGACCCCAGGGUGGCAGUUGGAGGUCGCGCGGCCGAGAGACAGAGACGGUCGCCAUGUUACGUCUGAUGUACCAGCAGGCCAAGAGGCACCCGAGCUUGGUUCCUUUGUUUGCCUUCAUUGGGAUUGGAAGUUUCGGUGCAGGCGGUUACCUCCUCCGCCUUGCUCUCCGCAACCCUGAUGUUUGCUGGGAUCACAAGAACAACCCUGAGCCAUGGAAUCGACAGGAUGCCACUCACCAAUACAAGUUCUAUGCUGUGAACCUGGACUACAGUAAACUGAAGAAGGACAGGCCAGAUUUCUAAUGUUGAAGAUCAUGUAAACUAUCAAUGGUAUUGCCAGCCUACGAAGCAAUCCGCACAAUGAUACAUCUUACUGGGAUCUCACAAUAAUAUGUUAUUGCUAUGUUUACAUAGUCGUUUUCCUUAAUUAUGUAUAUAUGGAAUGCUCACAUCAAUAAACGUUGGAGAGCUGCAGUUACAUUUACUUGAAUGUUGCUGUUAUAAA
This is a messenger RNA of Callorhinchus milii (elephant shark), 529 nucleotides long. It is a transcript of the gene coxfa4a, whose product is annotated as NDUFA4 mitochondrial complex associated a. Lineage: Eukaryota; Metazoa; Chordata; Chondrichthyes; Chimaeriformes; Callorhinchidae. The transcript is spliced from 4 exons. Bases 79 to 327 code for a protein of 82 amino acids. The record is from RefSeq and is a predicted model, not a curated record.